Adineta ricciae is the source of this 957-nucleotide messenger RNA. The record is from the annotation of a GenBank genome assembly. NCBI's taxonomy places the organism in Eukaryota, Metazoa, Rotifera, Eurotatoria, Adinetida, Adinetidae.
AUGCUUUUCGGCCGCCGCGAGCAGCAUCCGGUGGUCGCUUGCCUUGGCGACCGGAUCGACCUUGAACUGAAAGCCCUUGAGCGUGCCGAUCGCCUCGCCAUCGACCGCGACGGUGCCGUCGGCGCCGACCGCGACGGGCAGCGCGGCAUUGCGCUGUCCCGCGUCGCGGAGCAGCAGCGCGAGCCGCCGGUCGACGAAACGCUGUGCGAGCGCGGCGUGGAGCGCGUCGGACAGGCGCGAUUCGAGCGCCUGCGUCUGCUCGGUCCAUCCCGCCGCCCCUGCGAUCCAGUCGCCGCGCUGCGCGAUGAAGCAGAGCGUGCGCACCGCGGCGAUGCGGCUGGCGAGCUGGUCGAUAUCGCCUUCGACAUCGUUCAGCCGCGCGAGGCGGCGCGCGAACCAGUCGGGGUCGAUCAUCCCGUCGCCGUACGUGCGCGACUGCCACAGCUUCAACACGGUGCGGCUGUGAUGUUCGGCGCCCAAUUGCUCGAAAUCGGGCAGCCCGCAGACGUCCCACAAUCGCUGCACCGCAUCGAAAUCGCCGCCGCGCGCACGCACUUCCAUAUCGCCCGCCAGAUGCUUGAGCACCGCGAUGUCGACCGCUUCGGGUGCGGCGCGGAGCAUCGGCUGGCUCGGCGGUUGCGCAAGAUCGGACAAAAGCUGGUCGAGCGACCCGAACCCCGGCGUUGGGUUACGCCAGAACAGGCUGGCGAGCGGGGGGAAAUGAUGCCCCUCGAUCGCGUGGAUUUCCUCCGGCGUGAAGCCGCCCUGCGGCAGCCCGACGGUGCCGAAGCCGCCGUCCUGCUGGUGGCGCCCGGCGCGGCCGGCGAUCUGUGCCAUUUCCGAAACCGUCAGGCGGCGGAGGCGCCGCCCGUCGAAUUUCUGCAGGCUCGCAAAGGCGACAUGCUGGACGUCGAGAAGUUAAACAAAAGAACGGAUACAGCCAAUUCUAAUCGUUAG